AUGCAAAAUCAGACCACAGUGACUGAAUUUACCCUGACUGCCUUCCCAGUUCUCCAGAAGCUUCAGAUUUCCCUCUUUGUGGUCCUCUUGUUUACUUACAUGCUUACUCUAACAGGAAAUAUUGUCAUCAUUUCCCUAAUAUGGGCUGAUAAUCGCCUCCAAACCCCCAUGUACUUCUUCCUCAGCAAUUUGUCAUUUUUGGACAUUUUAUACACUACCUCAGUUACCCCAAAACUGUUAGCCUGUCUCCUAGAGGAGAAGAAGACCAUAUCUUUUGCUGGCUGCAUCACCCAAAUAUCCUUCUUUUUUUUCCUGGGGACAGUAGAGUUUAUCCUCUUGGCAGUGAUGUCCUUUGACCGCUACGUGGCCAUCUGUAACCCCCUCCGCUACACCAUCAUCAUGAACAGCAGGGUCUGUCUCCUGCUGGUUCUGGGCUGCUGGGUGGGGGCCUUCCUGUCAGUGAUCUGCCCAGUUAUUGUGGUGUCCAGAUUGCCUUUCUGUUAUAAGGAAAUUAGUCACUUCUUCUGUGACCUCGCCCCUCUGCUUCACGUAGCCUGCAUAGACACUCAUUUCAUUGAGAUGAUAAGCUUCCUCUUGUCUUCCUUCAUCCUCCUGAGUUCACUGGUGUUCACUACCGUAUCCUACACCUACAUCGUUUCUACCAUCUUGAGCAUCCCUUCAGUCCAAGGACGUCAGAAGGCCUUUUCCACCUGUGCUUCUCACAUCACUGUUGUCUCCAUUGCCUAUGGGAGCAACAUCUUCAUGUAUGUGAGGCCCAGUCAGAGUCAUUCCCUGGAUUUUGACAAAGUAACGGCUGUACUCACCAUAAUGGUGACCCCUCUUCUGAACCCCUUCAUUUAUAGUCUCAGGAAUGAAAAGGUAAAGGAAGUUUUGAGAGACGCAGUCAACAAAAUUGUGUCCUUAUUGCACAAGAGAACUUGA
Messenger RNA from Equus caballus (horse), 942 nucleotides. Lineage: Eukaryota; Metazoa; Chordata; Mammalia; Perissodactyla; Equidae. The record is from RefSeq and is a predicted model, not a curated record.